CCUCCGACCUGACAACAUGCAGUUGGUACUCUUCGCCGCCCUUUUCGGCUUCGCCGCCGCCGGCUUCGCUGGCUCCUACCCUGAGCAGUCCAACAGGCCCCAAGCCCAGUACGAGAGGAACGCCAGGAUCUUAGCCCUGGACUCAGACGUCAAGGAGGACUCCUUCAGAUAUAACUACGAAACUGAAAACGGCAUUAAGGCUGAGGAGCAGGGUCAUGAGGCUGACGGCAUCGAAGCCCAGGGUGGUUUCCAAUACACCGGUGAUGAUGGCCAGGUCUACUCCAUCAGCUACGCAGCAGGCCAGGGUGGUUUCCAGCCCCAGGGAGCCCACAUCCCGACCCCUCCCCCCGUACCAGAAGAGAUCCUGAAGGCUUUGGAGCAGAACGCUAGAGACGAGGCAGCCGGCAUUGUUGAUGAUGGUCAAUACAACCCCGGCAAAUAUGGAGACGCCCCUGCUGCGGGUUUUGGCCAACAACAGCAAUACGCAAGAGCCCAGGCCUCAGCUGGCUUCGGAAGACAAACAUACAAAUACUAAACUUAGUCCUAAUCCACCCAAGUGUUAGUUACAUUUCGAAAAUGAAUUCAGAAAAACAAGAUUCAAAUUUUGAAAAUUCGAACUAAGGUUGUCGCCUUAAUAACGCACACAAAGAACGCGAUGAUUCUAUUGGUUGACUGUUUUCGUGUUAUAUAUGUUAACACAUACUUUUGCGUCUUGUCAUUGGGCGAUUGUUUUGUAAUAGAUUUAUUUUAUUAAGGUGACGAUCAUUCAUUUUUCUGAUUUCGUCGAAGUGCUUAUGGUUGUCUAGUUAUUGUUAGAAAUUUUAGAACUAGUUUAAAUAAAUAUUUUU
This is a messenger RNA of Amyelois transitella, 848 nucleotides long. RefSeq names its product cuticle protein 3. Bases 17 to 535 code for a protein of 172 amino acids. The transcript has 4 exons. Gene Ontology annotation, cellular component: chitin-based extracellular matrix. Gene Ontology annotation, molecular function: structural constituent of chitin-based larval cuticle. Lineage: Eukaryota; Metazoa; Arthropoda; Insecta; Lepidoptera; Pyralidae. The record is from RefSeq and is a predicted model, not a curated record.